This is a messenger RNA of Aspergillus novofumigatus IBT 16806, 672 nucleotides long. RefSeq lists its product as uncharacterized. The record is from RefSeq and is a predicted model, not a curated record. The transcript has 2 exons. NCBI's taxonomy places the organism in Eukaryota, Fungi, Ascomycota, Eurotiomycetes, Eurotiales, Aspergillaceae. The coding region runs from base 1 to 672 and encodes 223 amino acids.
AUGAUUAAUCGGCAUCCAGCAUCACAUGCCCAACUCGUCAAGUACAUGCGGUUGAGUGAGCUUAAGUUUGCAUUUUUAUCCACAUACGAGUGGUCGGUCUUCAUUCGCAGAACGGCUCCUUACGGGUUUGCCAUGUCAUUACCGAUUGGAAAAGAUGUAUCGAGCCCCAGCCUUCGACAGUGCUUCUUAGCUUUAGGCGUACUUGCUUCUAACGAUUGGAAAUUUGUUGAACCGCCCGAGUUCAACGUAGCCCAGGUGAGUUUUCCCGUUAAUAAUAGCGGUAAUCUCCUAGCAUUAGACCCCAGCUCCGCGUCCCGACGGAGCCUUCACUUCAAGCGUCCAUACGUCCGUCCGCUUUCCGAGACCAAAUCGGCACAAGGAGCUAUCCGACAUGCUUGGCUCGUCGUCGAUCCUUUACGGGGCCGACGACGUGCUCGCAACGACAACGAGCAUAUGCAUUCAGAGAUUUACAAGGCUAUCAAGGUACUGAGGCAAGGGUGUACGAUUGUUAUCGACUCCGGGAUGCAUAAUUUCUUAUACAACCCGGCAACCAAUGCUGUAACAAUGGUGGAUUUUGAGCUGAUGCAAGCAUGCGAGCCGGACACCAUGAGCCCUGACGAACCAGAGCUGUUUCACAUAUUCGGGGAUUACCUUCGUUACGAAGUUGGUUAG